This is a messenger RNA of Hansenula anomala, 911 nucleotides long. Its product is annotated as cytochrome c oxidase subunit IV family protein. The record is from RefSeq and is a predicted model, not a curated record. Gene Ontology annotation, biological process: mitochondrial electron transport, cytochrome c to oxygen. Bases 122 to 589 code for a protein of 155 amino acids. NCBI's taxonomy places the organism in Eukaryota, Fungi, Ascomycota, Saccharomycetes, Phaffomycetales, Wickerhamomycetaceae. The transcript has a single exon.
GGAAGAAAAACCAGUUAGAAAACAAAUCAUAUUUACAACUUGUUCUUUUCAAUUAUUCAAUUCAAACGAACUUAAACCCAUACAUUUGAAUAUUCCCCUAUAACCAGUAAUACAUAUCAAGAUGCUACGUUCAUUUGCUUCAAGAAACUUGACUAGAAACGUUGCUAGAACCACUCCAGUUAGAUUUGCUCAAACUCAUGCUAUUUCAAAUGCUUCUAUUGUUGAAUUAGAAAAAAGAUGGGAAGAAUUACCAGCUGUUGACCAACAAGAAAUUGUUUCUCAAUUAGGUGAACGUCAAAAAUUACCAUGGGGUGAAUUAACUCAUGCUGAAAAAAGAGCUGCUUGGUACAUUUCUUAUGGUGCUUGGGGUCCACGUCGUCCAAUUCAUCCAAAAGGUGAAGCUGGUAAAAUCGCCACUGGUGUCUUUGUUGGUUUAGCUAUCUCUGGUGCCAUUUUCGGUUUAAUUAGAUACAACUCUCCAGAUGCUCCAAGAACUAUGAACCGUGAAUGGCAAGAAAAAUCUGAUGAAUAUUUGAAAUCAAAGAAUGCUAACCCAUGGUCUACAUACUCUCAAGUUCAAAGCAAAUAGAUCUUUUGAAAUUCAUCACUAACUUUUCAAGUUCAUCGUUAUCUACAAGCAAAAAAAAUAUCUAUAACAGCAAAAAAAAUUAAAAUUAACAAAAACAACACAUUUUACAACAACAAAUAUAUCUUAUGAUUGAUAUAAUUUUUUACUAUUCAAAUGUUUUCUCAUUAUUUAUUAUAAUUUAGUAACAAAGUUUUUUUUUUGAACGUUUUUUUGGAUGAAGAGAGUCUGCAUGAUUAUAUUAAUCACAAUCAAAAUAUCAUCAUACAAUUUUUUUUUUAUAUUACACCCAAUCUCUGUUGCCUUUUUUUGAAUUGAAUUUCCC